Hyla sarda is the source of this 2307-nucleotide messenger RNA. RefSeq names its product HAUS augmin-like complex subunit 3. The record is from RefSeq and is a predicted model, not a curated record. Gene Ontology annotation, cellular component: mitotic spindle; HAUS complex; centrosome. Lineage: Eukaryota; Metazoa; Chordata; Amphibia; Anura; Hylidae. The transcript has 8 exons. Gene Ontology annotation, biological process: spindle assembly; centrosome cycle. The coding region runs from base 492 to 2261 and encodes 589 amino acids.
CCUCGCAGUCUGAUCGUUGCUCUAUUGCUCCAAGCCUGAGAUCCAGGCUGGAGCAGCAGAUCACAGAGAAUACUGAUCAACGGCUGUCACGCCCCCUCAUAUAGACUUGCAUUGAGGGGGCAGGGCAUGACGUCACACGGGGCGGAGUCGUGACGUCACGCUCGUCCGCCAUUGUGGUCGGGCUCCGAAGCCUCCAUCGAUGCCGGUGUGAGGUGGAAGCCAUACAGCUUCAAAAACCCCAUCACAAAACCUGAAUGUGAGAACAGGUGAGACGGGUCCCUGCAGCCUGGAGGACACUGAGUGCGGCCUGAGACGUCCCGGUAGAGGGAGGCGCAGUCAUAUAAGGUGAGGAAGGAAUAUCUGCCUCAGGAAUCUUCUGAGACAAGGACAAUCGUACGGGCCAGAGGAAGCGCCUCAGUGCGUGAAACCGGUUGGAUGAUGACCGAUGAUGAUGGAACAGGACCCUGAAAAAUCCAAUUCUGAAGAAUAAAAUGGCAAAUCAAUUAGUUCCAGCACCCAAAAAGAGUCUCUCUCGUAAACGGUCCACAUGCUUCCUACCAGAACCCCAACAUGUACAAGGGUCAGAUUUUGUAGAGAUGCUACGCUUGAUCGGUUACCCAGGGGCCCAGGAUCUGAGGGGCCAAGAUUUUGAUUGGCUCUGUGACAGCAAUGAUGAAGUCGGAUUCUUCCUAGGAUGGCUUUGUGAUGUGGUGGAUGAACGCAAUGCUCUAAGCAAUGAUCAGCUGGAAGCCUAUGAUACCCUUUUGGAGUCUGGCCAACCACUUUUGGAAGUGGAAGAACUUCAAAAUCUCUUCAAAGGGAGUGAUAAGGGAGAUGGAGAAUGGGAGAUGGAAGACAUGAAGAGUCUGGAGGAGCUGGAAACAGAGCUUCAGAGUUUGAGAACCCUUAAAACACAUCGACUACAAUCCCGUAACAAGAUAGAGUCCUUGGGGUUGACUUUACUCCAUAACCGUCUUUCCUUGGAGAAAUCUGAGAAGGAAUUGGAGAAAACCUUGAGUUGCACCAAGAACGAACUGUCGACUCUAAACUCGAGGUGUAAUUUAACUCUACUGAAACUUAGAGACGUGGUAACAGAGCUUGGGCAAAGUCAUUCACCCCAGUCCACAGCUAGCAUAUUUCUUUCUUCAGUUGACUUGGAGGGGUACAUACGACUUGAAGACACAUGUUGGGAACAGGUAAAAGAGAAUGCCAAAGGAAUGUUACCUGUUAAAAUGGAGGACAUGGAGAAACUAAAAAAUACCAAGCAAGAAAUGGAGAAAGAAAGUGAGCGGGUACGAACAGCUUGGAUAUCUCAGAAAAUGCAUCUGAGCAUGGCUCUUGGUACCUUAAAUGGUAACAUGGAGGCCUUGGCUUGGCUUGAUGGGAUUUCUGGAGAGCAGGUUUGGGAUCCCCUCCGUCUGCCAAUAUUAGAAAGACAAGUACAGUCCUUAGAAGUAGAGGUCGAAGUCCUACAGAGGCAGAGGCUUCCUGGCCUGGUGUGUGAGGCUUCACUUGGAUUGUGCUUACCUGCCCAUCUGGAAUGGGUGCAAACAGAACUGCAUAGACUGUCACAGGUAGACCAGAGGCAAGCUCCAGUCGCAGAAGCGAUCCUCAAUGAGCUGUCCCGUCUCCAGUUGGUGGAGUUCGGCCUACAGGCAGAGAUGCGAGAACACCGCCAAACUGAGCAAGAACUCCGAGGGCUUAAAAUGGAGAUGGUAAAGCAAUCGUGUGAGCUUGGAAAAAGGUUACUUGGGUCCAGAGAUCUAAGGGUUAUACCUCCGUGGCUGACACCCCUACGUGUGGACAGCAAAGACCACACAGCAGUCAGGCUCGCAGCGAUGCUGGAAAACCCAUCAAGGCAAAAGGAACUGUUCCCAAAGUAUGAAGCUUUACAGCGCCAGGCGUCAUCUCUUGUGCAGGAGUUGGCGUCACUGAGCAGCGUCUUUCACGGUUCCCUACCACAAACUGCGGGUCUAGAACAGGACUGUGAAGAACUUCACCAGGCCUUGAGCCGUGGAACACGGAACCUGCAGCUGAGAGACCCGAACCUGACGCUCGCCCUGGAGAACCUUUCAUCCAGCGUCUCUCAGUUUAACCAGUGGUUUCUGGAUUGUCACCAGGAUCUGGACCGUAAGAAGCAGGCCAUCCAGACAUCUUACCUGGACCAAGAAAGGCAGCUGUACAUCCUCUUCUACCAGGACCCCUGUCUUCUGACCAGUAUCGUGCAGGAGGUGGAGCAGCGGGUCAAGGACCUUUGCUGAACCCGAUCCCCACUGUGUAUUUUGUACUAAAAUAAUAAACCCAGCA